Molecule: messenger RNA, 1283 nt
Organism: Pseudomassariella vexata
Lineage: Eukaryota; Fungi; Ascomycota; Sordariomycetes; Amphisphaeriales; Pseudomassariaceae
Exons: 1
Coding region: 12-626 (204 amino acids)
Source: RefSeq, a predicted model, not a curated record
UGCAGCGUCGCAUGAUCCGAGGCAUCAAGAUCCAUCUGAACGAUUACCAGUCCCCUGGAUCUCCCCACGGCCAGCGUCAGUGCCGUGCUCGCGGAGGGUGCUGGGUGGCUCGCGGAUUGUUGGUCAAUGUCACCUCGGUCGCGCAUGGGCUUGCGAAGCAGACCCAGCCUAGGCGUCUGGAAAAAGUGCCGUCAGAUGCUGAUGUCAAUCGUAACCAUCAUGUUGAGUUUAAGCGACGGCUUGCCUUACUGCUAGACUGCGCAUCCCAAGUACCGAGUCCUCAAGUCUGUAGAGCAGUUGGCAGUAUCCGGGUAAAGCCUAUCGGUCCAAUUCUACAGCAGCCCGCUUGGCAACCCUUAGGCUUUGCACAAUAUCGUCUGGAACCAAGGAACAGGCGAGGGAUAUCGGGGACGCUGUCCGACGCCGCCAACUGUGCUGCUCAAAAACGUUGCUCUUUGGCAGAAAUCGGUGGCAAAUCUCAUCAACCCGGUGUAUCUGCAAUUACGUAUGGUAUGAAUGGCCUUGUCUGGAAAAAAGGAAGCCAGGCAAAUGGCAGGGGGUUGUUCUUCAUCCCAUGUAAGUACUUGGCUUCGACACUUGUCUGCUGCCGGGAUCAGCAUACUUGACAAGCUCUGGACAAGGAUACGCGGCAGACAUGGGCUUGGUGAGGGGGCCGACAACUCACAAUUAGCGACAAUGGACGUACUGCUAUUGAAGGAAAGAAAGUCGAGGAUGGCAUGACGAACAAAGAAGCAAAGAAGCAAAUGAUCUGCCAAAUCACAUGUGGACUGUCGUGCUUGGGUCCUCCCAUUCAAAUUCCCUGUAGGCGGGCUGUCCCAUGACAACAAUGCUACCUUGACAAGCGCCAAAUCCUACCAAAGGCCCAGCUUCCCAGGCGAGUUGAGGCGAGUCGCACCUCAGGUGGUGGGCUGAAAGAUAGGAUAACUUUCUGUAUGGUUCUUGAAGCGAGUACUUGCGGCAACCCAUAUGUGAGCUGACCCGGCAAUUCAAGUAUUGCCCAGGUCGUUGCAAUGCAGGUACCCUUCAACGCCCGCAUUGCCUGUUCGCCAACUCGUAUAGCCUAGGCUGAGUACCGGUUGGCUAUUGUGGAAAUAAUUGGGUCUAAUGAAGAGGUACACAGACAACAGACCACAUUGAGCCGGGGGAGAUUGUCCCAUGGCUCAGCGGACCACGACCUGGUGCUUAUCAAGUCGAUUACUAUAUUGGCCACAUAGCAGACACGGACGAGACGAUACAGCAAUGGAGUAUCGUUGGUUGUUGUG